GGCGGGGCAGGGAGGCAGCAUGCUAAACCGGGUGCGCUCGGCUGUGGCGCACCUGGUGAGCUCGGGUGGCACUCCGCCCCACCGCCCUAAGUCUCCCGAUCUGCCCAACGAGAGCUCCACGCCGCCUGCCGCCUCAGAAAAGCCUAAGAGCCCCCCGGCGAGGCCUGGGAGCGAGGUCAGGGCACCCCUGAAGACCGCAGAGACUCGGGCGAGCUUCUCCAGACCCACCUUUCUUCAGCUGAGCCCCGGGGGGCUGCGACGCGCUGACGACCACACUGGCCGGGCUGUGCAAAGUCCCCCCGACACCGGUCGCCGCCUGCCCUGGAGCACAGGCUAUGCCGAGGUCAUCAAUGCUGGCAAGAGCAGGCACAAUGAGGACCAGGCUUGCUGUGAAGUCGUGUAUGUGGAAAGCCGGAGGGGUGUUUCUGGGGCCUCCAGGGAGCCUCCCCGGAACCAGGGACUCUGCUUCUACUACUGGGGCCUGUUUGACGGGCAUGCUGGUGGCGGAGCCGCUGAAAUGGCUUCCCGGCUCUUGCAUCGCCACAUCCGGGAGCAGCUGAAGGAUCUAGUAGAAAUACUUCAGGACCCCUUGCCACCUCCCCUCUGUCUCCCAUCCACUCCAGGAACCCCAGGUUUCUCAGAUCCGUCACACGUGGUCGGCUCUCAGGCCUGCUGGUCUCCACAGAAGGAAGUCACCCACGAGAGCCUGGUAGUAGGGGCCAUCGAGAAUGCCUUCCAGCUCAUGGAUGAGCAGAUGGCUCGGGAGCGGCGUGGCCACCAAGUGGAGGGGGGCUGCUGUGCGCUGGUCGUGGUGUACCUGCUAGGCAAGAUGUAUGUGGCCAAUGCAGGUGACAGCAGGGCCAUCAUUAUCCGGAAUGGUGAAAUCAUUCCAAUGUCCCGGGAGUUCACACCAGAGACUGAGCGCCAGCGUCUUCAGCUGCUUGGCUUCCUGAAACCAGAACUGCUAGGCAGUGAGUUCACCCACCUGGAGUUCCCCCGAAGAGUUCAGCCCAAGGAGCUGGGGCAGAGGAUGCUGUACAGGGACCAGAAUAUGACUGGCUGGGCCUACAAAAAGAUUGAGCUGGAGGAUCUCAGGUUUCCUCUGGUCUGUGGGGAGGGCAAAAAGGCCCGGGUCAUGGCCACCAUCGGGGUGACCCGAGGCCUGGGAGACCACAACCUUAAGGUCUGCAGCUCCACUCUGCCCAUCAAGCCUUUUCUCUCCUGCUUCCCCGAGGUACGCGUGUACGACCUGACGCAGUAUGAGCACUGUCCAGAUGAUGUGUUAGUGCUGGGCACAGACGGCCUGUGGGAUGUGACCAGUGACUGUGAGGUAGCCGCCACUGUGGACAAGGUGCUGUCGGCCUAUGAGCCCAAUGAUCCCAGCAGGUAUACAGCUCUGGCCCAAGCUCUGGUCCUGGGGGCCCGGGGCAUCCCCCGGGACCGUGGCUGGCGUCUCCCCAACAACAAGCUGGGUUCCGGGGAUGACAUCUCGGUCUUCGUCAUCCCCCUGGGAGGGCCAGGCAGUUACUCCUGAUGGGCUCAGCCCCAUCCCUCUCUCACUGCCACCCCAGCCUUUCCAUACGUCUCCCGGUCCCAAAAAUGAAGUUGUGUUCCUGCCUCUUGAGUGGCCAUUUAAUUGACAAAGGAAAGCCCACUAGAUCCAGAAUUCCAGCAACUGACAAAUAAACCAGAUGGAUAAAGGUGUGUGUCAUUCUUUGCUUGACUGGAACCUGCACAGUAGGUGAUGGAAAGAACAACAGACCAUUCCUAAAAAUGUGACUGCCCAGAUUCGUCUACUGCCCUCUUUGCCCACUCGGUGUGCUUGCCGCGAGUGGCUGCAUUUGCCUCAUCCAGCUGCGGUUUCUUCCAUCUGCCGAUACCCACCAAGUCUGUGUGUCUGGCCCAAACCUUUGCUGAGCUUUAAGACCCAUGCCUCCAGUCAUCUCCCAAUCCUCUCCUCUGUGGUACUCUGGUGCUUCCGAGCAGUGCACCUCAAACUGAAGUGACCAUUUCCCUCAUAAAUAACAGUUCUGCUUCAUCCUUUUAUGGCCACCGUCAUGACUGCUCAAGUUAGUAAUCCCGCAGUUGGCCCUACCUGGCUUAUGUAUCUUCAUUACAAUUCUCAACUGCUUCAAUCAUGUGGGCCAUGUAACGUUUUGGGAAAUCAGCUGCCUGUAUGAUGGUAGAUGCAGUGUAGCCCAGCUGUGUCCUAGGCUGCGCCAGCUCAGUUUGUGUAAAUAUACUUAUUGCUCUUCAUACAGGGAUGGAAUUCCUCAGCAACACGUUCUCAUAAUAUGUUUAAUAUUAAGAGAUGUGUGACUCUGCUGUUGAUUAUUUAAAAAAUCUUUCAUAUUUGCCUUUAUUCCUGCCUCCCUAGUCAUAUUAGCUCUUUAUGACACCAACUCCCUAAUUUCAGAGGCUCCUUAUUGUGCCCAGAACAGACUUGAAGUUGGUUCUAAGCAGGAUCGGGUUGCUAUUUCCUUCUCUGGCUUCACCAUCUUCCUCCAAACUCUGUGGGCUUGUCAGAGCUCCAGCUUGCUUUAAAUCUCACAUUACCAUUUCAUGCCUAUUUCACCUGUCCUCCCGGUCUGGAUAUCCCCCAACCCCUACACGCUGCGAAGGCAGUUACCCUCCAGGAUUAUAACUGCCCAUAGGGGGAGCCAAUGGGGAGUAGCCGUGAAGAGCAGGGACUCUCAAGUCCGACUGUUUUGCCCCAACACCCCUGUAACUUCUGUGAGCCUCCAUGAUGUCUCUAUAAAGUGUAGAUAACAGUACUGCCUCAUAAGAACUGUGCGUAGUUAGUGUGGGUAGGGUGAGCAAGGUUCAUGUAAUAACGCUUCAAUCAAUGUUAGCUACGUUAGGUUGCCUGUGUUCUUCAUGUAGGCUGUUCGUUAUGUGAAGGCAGAGACGUGUGGUUAGUAACAACUCUGUUCACAGCCAACCAGCGCUUACUGAAUGAAUUAAAAGGCUCAGGUGCCAAACUGC
Alexandromys fortis (reed vole) is the source of this 2985-nucleotide messenger RNA. RefSeq names its product protein phosphatase, Mg2+/Mn2+ dependent 1J (gene Ppm1j). Bases 20 to 1534 code for a protein of 504 amino acids. NCBI's taxonomy places the organism in Eukaryota, Metazoa, Chordata, Mammalia, Rodentia, Cricetidae. Gene Ontology annotation, molecular function: protein serine/threonine phosphatase activity. The record is from RefSeq and is a predicted model, not a curated record. Gene Ontology annotation, biological process: protein dephosphorylation. The transcript has 10 exons.